AUGGCCAAUACUCUCUCUCCUUCUGACCUUAAGUGCUAUGCUAAAGAAAUGCGAAAGUUGUCAACACAAAGGGUCCGGAAACCUUGGCGUCGUAGUUCCCGUCCUCGUGUUAAACAUAGUGCAGCUGAAAAAUCAGCUGCCAGAAAGCAGCGCAAGGAAUUUCGUACUGAGUAUUCAGCUGCACUUGCUGCAGCACGAGACAUCAUAUGGGAACAAGCCAUACAAUUGCGUGAAAAGUUUGGCCAUCACUCGGUUGACUACUACGAAACAAUUAUGCAACAGUCACGCAAAACGGUCAACAAAUGUCCAGCAACUCGCUGGAAUGUAUUUGUCCGACAAGAGGUGAAGCGUGCUAAUGACGCGCUUCCACCUGGUACUGAGCAUCAGAAGGCCCCUGCAAUGAUGAAGGACUUGUCGGAACACUGGAAGGACAUGUCAAAGGAUGAACGUGAAGCCAUAACGGAGGAUACUGUUGGAGACCUUAACAAUCAUCGAGAAAUGAAGGAGCUAUUUCAGCGAAAUAUCACAGUAAGCUUGUUUCAAGAUGUUAAACGAACAUUAGCUUCCAUUGAUCGCGAGCUUGCUGCUUUAAAUGCACGGACAGGCAUGGAGAUAAUUGUGCUUGCUGUGCGCUCGGAUGUUGACCACUUUAACCAACCACAUGUAUUUCAUACCAAACGUGCUCGUGACUUCUUCACUGCAUGUUUGAAAUCUUCGGUCCAUGACAUUGCCUUUAGACUGGAGGGUUUUUGUGUUGUGGGUGUGAAAGGUCUAGCCAGAACGCACAUCGAGGAGUUUAUCAUUAUGUUGCCUGUAUGUGGUGGACUAAUUUUCUACUUAGAGACCGUUGCUGCACUGCAGAAGGUUUCACGAAUGUACUAUCAAAACUUCGACACUAACAUCACGGCUCAGUACCGCAUCAUUAUUGAGAAUUGGCCGCUGGCAAAAUUCUGUGCCCCCGGUGAUAUUAGCUCACGCAAUGAGCUGUCAGUCCUUUACCGUGCUUGGGAAUCUGAUGCUACUCGAUUCCACCACCUCACUGACACUGAAUUUGAACUCUGGAAGGAGGAUCGGUUCCAGGCAGCAUUGGCACUACAGAACGACACUACCGUGGAGGGCACUCAGAACGAAGCUGCCAUGGAAGGCACUCAGAAUGAAGCUGCCGUGGGGGGCACUCAACCAAGUGAGAGCUCACCCAAGCACCCUCUCGAGUCGUCACCAGUCACUACAGACACUGCGCACCCCAACAACACUGAUCCGCAGACUCAACCACAGCCGGAUGCUAACCCUCGUCCUGAUGCUAACCCUUGUCCUUCUGGUUCCUCUCAACCUCGUGGACACAAAUGCAAGGCCCCAUCUGCAGAGGUCCUGAACACUGUGUUCUCAAGCAAUGGUGAUGGUGUCCCUGUGCAGAAAAAGGCUCAGAAAGAGAGAUCUGACAAAGGGAAGGCAGGUGGAUCAUGGAAAAAGGUUCCUGCUGACGCUCCACAAGAGUCUGAGGUUCCUCCCGCAUCUGCAGAGUGA
Suillus clintonianus is the source of this 1524-nucleotide messenger RNA. RefSeq lists its product as uncharacterized. Lineage: Eukaryota; Fungi; Basidiomycota; Agaricomycetes; Boletales; Suillaceae. The coding region runs from base 1 to 1524 and encodes 507 amino acids. The record is from RefSeq and is a predicted model, not a curated record. The transcript is spliced from 6 exons.